Messenger RNA from Candidula unifasciata, 3478 nucleotides. NCBI's taxonomy places the organism in Eukaryota, Metazoa, Mollusca, Gastropoda, Stylommatophora, Geomitridae. The record is from the annotation of a GenBank genome assembly.
ACUUCUCAAGAACAAACCAAGACCUACAAUGAAGGAGGUAGAGGACGCUUUUGAUACAACCAUUUGUCGAUGUACAGGCUAUCGCGCCAUUCUGGACGGGAUGAAGUCUUUCGCCACUGAUGCCCCGAACCCUGACGUCAUUGACAUUGAGGAAAUGGGUGUGAAACUCUGCAGCAAAAAUGGACUACCAUGUACUAACUUGUGCGAUGACAUCAGGAAACUUCUGCAUAUCGGUAACAAAGAAUACCAGUGGUUGAGACCAGCCAACCUGACUCAGCUAACCAGCCUACUGAAGCAGUAUUCCAAACAGAAAUACCGUCUUGUCUUCGGAAACACAGGAUUCGGUGUUUUUAAGGAACUGGCCGUGAAAAACUUCGACAUAUUGAUCGACAUUCGGGGAGUCAAUGAGCUCUACACAGUCGAUUUAGAUGAAGAAUUCUACCUGACCUUGGGUGCCAACCUGACAUUGACAAACCUGAAAGAACUGUUCGAGAAUCUCACAGACUCUUCGGUGCCCUAUGCUAAAGAGUUUGCCGACCACCUCUUGUACGUGGCAUCUACGGGUGUCCGCAAUCUUGGUUCAUGGGCAGGUAACCUAAUGCUGAAGUACAGCCACAAGGAGUUUCCAUCAGACAUCUUUCUACUGCUGUCGACUGUGGGAGUUACUCUGAAUAUAGUCGAUGAAAAGGGAAGCAACAAGAACUACUCAAUGGUGGACUUUCUGUCGCUGAACAUGACCGGGAAGGUGAUUGUUUCCAUGCAGUUGCCCAAAUACAAGAGUCAGAAUAUCGUCAUCCGCACAUUCAAGACAUCGCCCAGGCUGCAGCAAAGCCUGGCAUACAUAUCAUCAGGCUUCAACUUCCAGAUUGAUAUCAGCAACAAUUAUCUCAUUAAGACCAAACCUGUGAUGACUAUACAAGGAAUCGGCCCCAGUCUGAUACAUGCCAGCCAGACAGAACAGUAUCUCACCAACAAAAGUUUAGCUGAUCCACUUGUUAUCAAAGAAGCCUUCAGGAUCUUGUCAACAGAAGUGCAGAAGGGUUCAGAAAGUCUUGUACUGGCAAGCUUGGUGUAUCGGUCAUCUCUGGCAAUUGGGCAUUUCUACAAGUUCAUUCUCAGAGUUUGCAAGGACAAGGUUGACGCUCGUUUCCUCAGUGGUGGGUUGGACCUGGAGCGACCCGUAUCGUCAGGUACCCAUGACUAUGGGACACAAGAUGAAAGCAUUUUCCCGGUCUCCAAACCUAUGAUGAAGUUAACAGCUACACAUUUGACUAAAGGUGAGAUCAAGUUUGUCACCGACCUGCCAUCUAUUCAAGGUCAGCUCUAUGCAGCUGUUGUUUUGAGUGCCCGGGGUAAUGCCAAGAUAGAAAAGAUCGACGCUUCUGCUGCUCUGGCAAUCAAAGGUGUUAUAGCCUUUGUACAAGCCUCAGAUAUCCCUGGAAUCAACAACUGGAGGCCACUGAGUGUAUAUCCUGUUGGAUCAGAGUUGCUGAGUUCUGGUUUUGUCGGAUAUGCCGGUCAACCACUUGGGGUCGUCAUCGCAGAGACCCAGACCAUCGCCUUGGACGCAGCUGAGGUUGUACAAGUGCGGUAUACCGAGAUCAGACCCGUCAUUGUUGAUAUCCUGGAUGCUAUAGCACAGAAAUCGUUUUUCGAGAGACUGGGACCCUUCACUAAAGGGGACGCUAAAGUUGCCAUGGAGUCUGCCCCGCGCCGCCUGAAAGGCAGCACCCGCACAGAGGAUCAGUAUCACUUCCAGCUGGAGAACCAAGCAGCCACUUGCACGCCCACUGACCUCGGUGGCAUGGACGUGGUCGCCACGAGCCAGUGGAUCAGCGGCGUACAGGAAACUGUGGCGCAAGUGUUGGGCAUUCAACAGGCCAGUGUGAAGGUUGAGACGCAGAGGCUAGGGGGUGCAUUUGGUUCCAAAAUUGUGUACAACAUGCCAGUGGCAGGAAUGGCAGCUGUGGCAGCACACAAAGUCAAGAGGCCUGUUACUCUUACCAUGGAUCUCAAGACCAACAUGCAGUUCCAAGGAAAGCGAGAAGGAUACUACUACGAGUAUGAGGUCGGAUUUGAUGACGACGGAAAGCUGCUGGCCAUUAUUGCAACUGCAUAUGGGGAUGGAGGGGCAGAGUUCCAAAUUCCAGAGAGCAAUGAGCUCACUGAAGAUUACGUGGACAAUGCUUACUUCUGUCCAAACUGGUCCUGGACCUUCCAGCCAUGCAAGACCAACAAGCCUGUGAUCACACCUAUGAGAGCUGUAGGCUCUGCCACAGCCAUCUUUGCAAUGGAGAGCAUGCUAGACCACGUGGCUACACACCUGAAAAAGGAUCACCUAGAGGUUCGCAAGGUCAAUUUCUUCAAAGAUGGUCAGUCGACACUUGCAGGAUUGGUGUUAAACAAUACCCUGACGAGGCAAGUGGUCCAGCAGUUAGAGAAGGACAUUCAGUACGCUGAGAGAAAACAGCGAGUGGAAGACUUUAACAAGGCCAACAGGUGGAGAAAGAAAGGCCUGCACGUGAUGCCUGCUAGGUAUGCCUUCCUGUACACAAUAUUACGACACAACACCAGUGUCAUCAUCUACCACGGAGACGCAACAGUGUCUAUCGCACAUGGAGGCAUUGACAUCGGCCAAGGCAUCAACACCAAGGCUGUUCAAACUUGCGCUUACAAACUAGGGAUCUCCAUGGACAAGAUCAAAGUGGCCACAUCUUCAACCGUAAUCAAUGCGAACUCUGACUUUACUGGCGGAUCUACAACAACGGAUCUCAUUUGCAACGCGGUCAUCAAAUGUUGUGAUACACUCAAUGCACGCCUGGAAGCAACCAGGAAAUCCCUCACAAAUCCCAGCUGGGAGGAACUCAUCAGAAAGGCUUUCGUCGACGGGGUGAACCUGACAGCACAGUACUGGCCAGAAAAGCCCCUAGAUUUCUACAACAGCUACAUCGCUGCUUGUGCCGAGGUUGAGCUGGACGUCCUCACAGGACAGUACCAGAUCACACAGGAGGAUUAUAUCUAUGACUGUGGUAUUAGCAUGAAUCCGGAGCUGGAUUUGGGGCAGGUAGAGGGAGGGUUCAUCCAAGGCUGUGGGAUGUUCUUGUUGGAGAACAUCAUACUGGAUCCCAACACAAGCAAGGCACUUACAGACAGCACUAAUACCUACAAGCCGCCGUUGCCCAAAGACAUUCCCAUCAAACUGAAUGUCAAGUUCUUGAGGAAUGCGCCAAAUCCGACAGGUGUCCUUGGAUCCAAAAUCGUAGGCGAGAGUGGAGUCGUCCAAGGAGCCUGCCCAUUGUUUGCCCUGAAGCGAGCUAUAGAAGCUGCACGAGCUGAAGCCGGACAGGAGGGCUGGUUCCCGUUCUAUGCCCCGGCCAAGGUGGAGCGUAUCCAGCAGGCUUGUCUCAACGAUAUCUCCUCGUACACCCUUGGUACCGCGGACACUUCCGAUGAUUCAUAUGGAUGCACUAGCCAUUGA